Messenger RNA from Parnassius apollo (apollo), 852 nucleotides. The record is from the annotation of a GenBank genome assembly. Lineage: Eukaryota; Metazoa; Arthropoda; Insecta; Lepidoptera; Papilionidae.
AUGGUAGAGCAACCCGCAAACGUGGAUGCCGCCGUGAAUACCCCAGUUGUGGUUGAUUCAAACGAUGAUGGAACAGUCGCCCAGGAACUGGAAUUAGAGCAUAUGAGGAGUACAUUGGAAGAGGCGAUUGUGGAAACGCGUAAUACGCCUCUCGAAAAUCGACCACGACUUCCCCGCAUAGCCCUAAACAAGCGGAAUGGGGCUAUCGUGAGGGCUCUGAACCCAAUGCUGGUGACCUAUUUGGAAGCCAGCCGGGACCUUUGCGAGACGGACUCAAUUCUUUUUGGCUCCGCGCUGGCAGUCUGCCGUAUCAUAGGCGCCAAGGUUUCCACGGCUGGACGCGCUACUGGCCAUAGUAGCGCUAUCAUAGCAUGGAGAAGAAGAAUUGAGGAACGUAUCGCAAAGGCUAGAGCUCUCAUCGGCAGACUGAUAUGCUUCAGAUCAGGUAACAACAGGCCAAGAAUUGUGCGCACCGUCAGGAUGACGUUUGCUGGGACAAAUGUCAGUUUGUUCCAGCCGUAUAUAACGCAAAAACUGACGGAGCGCAUAGAUGAUCUGAAGCAGAGAAUCGCUGCUUGGGGAAAGCGGAUUCGGCGAUAUACCGAGAAGUCUACACGGUUCAACCAGAAUCGUCUCUUCCAGAGCGAUCAGAAGAGGCUCUAUGAAUCAUUGGAGCGACCAAUGUUAAGUGGAACGGGUCCAGCACCGAAUCAGGCCGACACUGUAGCAUUCUGGCGCGGCCUGUGGUCAGAGCCCGUAAACCACAGCGAGGGCCCUUGGACGGAAGUUGUGGCGAGUCAGUGUGAGGGUAUUACCCUCUAUUAUGGACCCCGUCAUCAUAACGCCGGAUGA